Messenger RNA from Cordyceps fumosorosea ARSEF 2679, 312 nucleotides. RefSeq lists its product as hypothetical. Bases 1 to 312 code for a protein of 103 amino acids. The record is from RefSeq and is a predicted model, not a curated record. The transcript is spliced from 2 exons. NCBI's taxonomy places the organism in Eukaryota, Fungi, Ascomycota, Sordariomycetes, Hypocreales, Cordycipitaceae.
AUGAUGACAAACUUCAUUGCAGUAGCUACCCUGGUCUUUGCCGCCAUCUCCGGUGUUGCGGCGAGCCCCUCUGACCUCCCCAUGGGUGUCGAAGUCACCGAACGCGAUGGCAUGACCUUUGUCCGCGAAGUCGCACACGAGCAGCUCGGCGUGGAGAAGCGAUGCCGCGAGUGCGUCCACCUCGGCGGCCGCUGCACCAUCGGCGACGGGAGCUGCUACGCCCGCGAGCAUGGCAGCUGCACCUGGUGCGGAAAUAACUGCAAGUCCAUCUGCGUACCCGACGGGGAGACCUGCCAGCAGUGGUGCCUCUGA